GCACCAAUAGCCAUUUUAUCUCUUAUGCAGAAAUUGAUUUCAGUGUCGCUUGGCUAUCGCUUAGUAUAGAUGUACGCUUAUAGCAAAUGGCACCAUGAGUGUAAAAUUAGGUAGCAAGAUGCAUUCCAUUUAAUCAAUUCACUUGAUUGAUAAAGAUUUAAAAUUGUCCAAUGAUUUUUCACUGAAUCAAACAUCGUUUAUCUGCUAGAAAACUAUACAAGUAUUCCUGUACCAAGCACUUCAAAACAUUCCUGCGGUUAUUGGAAUAAAUAUAAUUCCAUCAUUCACUGUCGAUAUUUUUGUAUUGAUAUUACUUUGCAAAUAAAUCAGGCCUAUCCUGAAUAUAUACAGUCAGCGUAUAUACUGAAUUAGAACUCACUUGGUUUUAGCAACGGCCUUAAAGAUAACUGCUACUUACUGCAUAUCUUAUAAGCAUCACAGCGCUGACCUAUUCAAGUGAUAUAAGAGAGCAGUGAUUUGCAAGAUAAAAUAUUAUCUCAAAUGCUGCUUAUCCGCUAGUCUGCGCUGAAAUAGACAGCAGUCACGUAAGUGUAAAAGCGCAUAUUAUCAGCUUAAAGCGUUUGAUUAGAUCAUGAGAUAGUUAGUUUGCAAAUACAAAUGAAAAUGUAGAUAUACAUAAGCGUACUAUCAGCAUAAUAGGUGAGCUAAACUGAGGUAAUCGUAAGCACAUGAGUUCGCUAUCUGCGCUAAGCAUGCCUCCGACAAUACCAACACCGACACCAACAGCGACACCGACAAAACGUUUUCAUGUCAUACGGAUUAUUUAUAUAAACUAAACAGAUAAAACCACUUAUUCAAAAUGGGAAAUGCAGGAUACACAUGCAUUCGAAGGACGUUCUGUUGGCUCAAUAUAAUAUUAUGGCUUUGCAGUUGUGCUUUCUUGGGUGUCGGCGUGUGGCUGCGUCUGUCGUACGAGGGCUACGCCACGCUGCUGCCCGACCACCAGGUCUUGAGCGCAGACUCGAUUUUCUUAGCGAUUGGUGUGAUCGGCUUUGUUGUAUCAUUCUUCGGCUGUUGCGGUGCUUGGGUGCAAUCGCGUUGUCUCUUGGUGUUGUACUUCCUGCUGAUUGUCAUGCUUUUCUUGAGUGAAUUCCUAAUCGGUGCGAUUGCUUUCCUGUUCCGCGGCGGUUUGGGACGCACCUUUGCGAACGAGCUGCGUUUCGGUAUCGAACGUCAUUAUAAUGCAUCGGAUCGUGGCAGUUUGAUUGCGCCAUCUGUCGCCGCCAUCUGGGAUAGUUUGCAACAAUCUUUUGAGUGUUGUGGUGUGUCCUCUUAUGAAGAUUGGUACGAUAUUCAGUCGUGGAGCGGCAAACGGUGGGUGCCUGAAUCGUGCUGCCGGCCAUCGGAGGCGCGUAGCAUAUUGACGGAGGGAUCUGGAGAUAGUUUUCUGCGAGUUGAUUGUGGAAAAUCCGAAAAUCCCGCGCUUUGGUGGAGUAAAGGCUGCGCCCACUCGUUGCAAGCCUGGUUCCAGGGGCAGCUGAAUAUCGUCGGCGCUGUUGGUUUGGGCAUUGCAUUCGUACAACUCUUCGGCUUAAUUACGUCGAUGCUGCUAUUCUGCACCGUUAAACAUAAACGUGAAACUGAGACAUACAAAUCCUAUUCGCCAUCGAUUGAUCCGCAGACACGAACGAGUAGCUGGGAGGACUGAAGCCGACUUUAGCAGCGUGCUAAGAGCAACGAUAGUAUUCUUAUCAUAUCUUAUUGAUUAAAGACAUUUAAUUAAGAUAUUUAUAUAACACGAUUUGAUGCAAUGAAUAACGAAUAGCAUAAGUUACUAAAAUGCUUGAUAAAUGUAUUUAGUCAUACAAUUUUUGCUAACUUGUAUGCAAAUUGUGCCAAAAAUAUUUGUUAAGUGUCUUACCCGGUUCGGCGUAGGCAAUUGUAGGUUAUUUAUCAUAAGAUGCUCUUUAAUGUUCGAGAGCAAUACUCAAGCUAUCUGGAAAAAGAAA
This is a messenger RNA of Bactrocera latifrons, 1970 nucleotides long. Its product is annotated as tetraspanin-9. The record is from RefSeq and is a predicted model, not a curated record. NCBI's taxonomy places the organism in Eukaryota, Metazoa, Arthropoda, Insecta, Diptera, Tephritidae. Gene Ontology annotation, cellular component: membrane. The transcript is spliced from 6 exons. Bases 821 to 1669 code for a protein of 282 amino acids.